CGGCAGAAUGUUUGUCAUUUUUGCCAGUUGUCGGGUCACUUCAUAAGGGAGUGCCCCUUUCAAAAUGUGUCGUACGGAGCGGAUAUGGCAGCACGUAUCAGGAACAAUGGAGCCAGCUCUUCGUCUUCAGCUUCAGGCGUUGGAAGCGGGUUACUACCAGCACCAGCACAAGGCGCCAACACGGCGAGCACUUCGAUCGCUAUAGUGCCAUAUCAGGCUCCUCAGAAUCAAGGGUAUGGCGGCGAUAACGAGAGGUAUGGCAAUGGCAGUUACAACGGCGGUAAUAGGAGUUACAAUACGGGCUCCGGCGGGGGAUAUAACAACGGUUCAAGAUAUCCCAGGAAUUGGUCGAACAACAACAGAGAUAGAGAACAUGAUGAGAGAUUUGAACAAAUUUAUGGCUUGCUAUCUGAGCAAGCGGAGGAACGAGAGCAGCGGAAAAGGGAGGCCGCUGGGCUGGUCUCACUGGAAGAGGAGAAAAAGAGGCUCCAAGCUGAGGAGGAGAAACGGGUGGAAGAGAGAAAGGAGAGGGAGCAACAGGAGGCGAGGUUAGGGCUCAUAGUACGAACGAAUGUGAAAACGGUCAGCGAAUCUGCAUUGGGGCGGAAGGUUGAGCUACCAGGAGAAGAGGAGUCGAAAAUUAGUAAGAUGAGGAAGGAGUUGGAGGCGUUGAAAUCAAACUGUGCCAGCACUUCGAACGAAUCAAAUUUGGAGGUGUUGCGAAAAGAGAAGGAGGCGUUAUUAAGGGCACAAGGCUUAAGCAGCGAGGAAGAUAGACUUCGACGAGAGAUCGAUGAGCUGAAGGCGCAGAGUACACAGAGGACGAUGGGUUCUCAACAGGAGAAAGAUGAGGUUCUUGCUCUUAAGAUCCAGAUUGAAGAACUCGGUGCAAUCAAGAAGGCUCUGGAAGAUAAGAGCAGUGAGGUCACUUCACUCAAGAAAGAAAAUCUUCAUCUGCGCCAUGACUUCAACGACUUGAAGGAGGAAUUUAUGCUUCUUCGAAACGCAGGCAAGAGAGGCGCUGAGGCAGUUACUGAGAAGAGCCCUCCGGAAGCUCCAUCGCGAGGCAAGCACCGGGUGGAUGCGAAUGUUAGCGCUAUGUACACGCCCAAGGAUAUGGAUGGGUUGUACAAGGCAUAUAAAGAAGCCUUGGCAGGGAAGGAAAUGGCAUUACGGGAAGCAGGGUGCCUUAAGGAGCGGAUGGCUAAGGCGGAGGCUUCCAAGAUCCGCUUAUCCAUUCGGAAAUUUGUUGCCGCGAGAAAAACGACUCCAAGGAAUUUGAAGACCACUCUCGAAUCUGUUGAGAUCGACUCCGACGAUGAGAAAGAGGAUGAAGAAAACCGAGGUAAGAAUGGUAAGGGUUGCACUGUCCCUGAUACGGCUCAUGAGCUAGAAGUGACCAAAUUGCAGGGUUUCAGGGAUAAGCGACUCAAAGAACUGCGAUCAGGGAAGAAAAACGACUUUGAAAAGAUUUGUGAGGAGGAGGGCAUCACGUACGUGAAGUUGGAUCAAGCAAAGAAUGAUGUUGCCGAGAUUCGGGCGAGAAGAGACUUCGACGAGUGGGUGGCAUCGAGGACGGCCCGUGAAGAUGACGAACAAGACCAACACUACUCAACCUCGGUUGAGGAGACGAACGAUGACUAGGGGAACGCCCUGAGUGCAUCAUAUCUUUGGUCUUUGGCUCUGUUUUGUCACGAUCAUCGAAGUUCUUUGCCGGUAUAGGAGGUAACGUAUAUUUUUCGUCUUGUAGUUAUUUUGCUGAUUCUAACUGGUCGUCAGAUGGGGUAAUAAGUUUAUUCGUUUACUUUCCCUACUAAUUAACAGUAAUUAUGAUUUUCGUCUCUGUCCACGCCCUGUGGUUUACGCUAUCUUUUCUCUCUGGUUUCGCCAUGUCUAUAUUGGAUGUACCUCUAGAUCUAUUGACACUCGUUGGAAAGAACAUGUUGCCUCUACUCUCUCUUCAUCGUCUUCCACUCUUAAAUUCGCUAAUCGCAAGCUUUACCGC
This is a messenger RNA of Chara braunii, 2005 nucleotides long. NCBI's taxonomy places the organism in Eukaryota, Viridiplantae, Streptophyta, Charophyceae, Charales, Characeae. The record is from the annotation of a GenBank genome assembly.